AUAUUUAAUAUUCGAAAGAUUAAUAAAACAGAACAUUCUAUAAACAUGCAAUCUGACUAAACUGCGAUGAAGGGUGCAAAUAAUACUUGUAAACUCUCAAAAGUUCAAUAAAGAAGUAUAAAUAAUUAUUAUCAGAAUUUUAUAUUUUAAUUUUGCAGAGUAAUCAGUAAUGUGUUGACUUUUGUAAAAUGUAUUGCUAGAACCACUUUUGUGAUAUUGAACAAUGUUUAUUGUAUACCUACGUAUGUAGUAUGGAUGACAUUAUUAUUCCCUGUAAAAGUUUAUCAACCACAAGUGUAUUGGAGGAUCGAAGGAUUAUUUUUCCAUUGGCUUUUAGCAAUGGUAUCAAUGUGGACUUGGUCUGCAGGCUAUGAUAUAAUAGAAGAAGGUGAUGACAUACAACAAAUUAUUAGUGAAAGAACAUUAGUUUUGGCAAAUCAUCAAAGCACAGGUGAUGUUCCUCUAUUAAUGACAACAUUUAAUGCCAAACCAAAUGUGUUACCCAAUUUGAUGUGGAUUAUGGAUAGGAUUUUUAAAUUUACUAAUUUCGGUGUAGUUUCUGUUUUACAUCAGGAUUUCUUCAUUGUAUCCGGACGUAAGAAACGAGAAGAAAGUUUAAGGCAGUUAGAAAAGCAUAUAAAAGAGAAAUAUAUUCCACUGAACAGAAAAUGGAUGGUACUUUUUCCUGAAGGAGGUUUUUUAUGCAAGAGGCGAGAGACCUCACAGAAAUAUGCUAAGAAGAAUAAUUUGCCAAUCCUUGAAAAUGUAACAUUACCAAGAGUGGGAGCAUUGCAAACUAUAUUUGAUACAAUUGGUCCGUCACAAGAGAACAGUACAUCCGAACAAGAAUCAAACAAUGGACCAAACAUGGCGGUAGCUAAACCACAAAUCAAUUGGAUUCUUGAUAUAACAAUAGCAUAUCCCGAAGGUAAACCAUUGGAUUUACCAACAAUUAUAACUGGUUCACGUCCGCCAUGUGAAACAGUUUUGUUUUAUCGAAUCUAUCCUAGUUCAGCGGUAAGUGUCGAAUUACAGCUAAUAAUAUAAGUGACCUUUUGAAUUUUGCAACGCUAGUACU
Messenger RNA from Ceratina calcarata, 1078 nucleotides. Its product is annotated as acyl-CoA:lysophosphatidylglycerol acyltransferase 1-like. NCBI's taxonomy places the organism in Eukaryota, Metazoa, Arthropoda, Insecta, Hymenoptera, Apidae. The coding region runs from base 256 to 1047 and encodes 263 amino acids. Gene Ontology annotation, biological process: phosphatidylinositol acyl-chain remodeling. The transcript has 4 exons. Gene Ontology annotation, cellular component: endoplasmic reticulum; endomembrane system. Gene Ontology annotation, molecular function: acyltransferase activity. The record is from RefSeq and is a predicted model, not a curated record.